Molecule: messenger RNA, 2406 nt
Organism: Penicillium vulpinum
Lineage: Eukaryota; Fungi; Ascomycota; Eurotiomycetes; Eurotiales; Aspergillaceae
Product: pentatricopeptide repeat protein
Exons: 1
Coding region: 1-2406 (801 amino acids)
Molecular function (GO): protein binding
Source: RefSeq, a predicted model, not a curated record
AUGUCAUCGUGUCCACACCAACUCGUUCGGUCCCGUCUCAACGGGUUACUCUCACAACAAUGUCGGAGCCCAGGCCGAUGGUAUCGGGAGUCGGGGACGGUGAAUGUCGGUCAUAAAGUGCGCCUCUCCACAUACAAUGCUCUAGCGAUCUUAGAACCCGGCAUGAUACAUGAUGCUCCUGACCCCAUAUCAUAUCAACACAACCGCGAUUCAACCAACAGUUCACAUCCGCCGACAAGUGAACAAUUAGAUCAGGUCGCAACAAAUCGGCAUGGCAUGGGCGAUGAUGACCAGUCAAAACUCUCAGCUCCACCACGAAGGUCAUUGCAGACACCGAUUAUAACAAAUGAUAAAAUGAAGAAGGUCGCCUAUGUACGACGUGCUGAUCCCAAACUUGUAGCCAUGGCGGCCGAGAGGGUCAACCGCGAAAUCUUGAACAAGGGUAGACACUUGACCGAUCGGGGUUUAUAUCUGGCGCUUGCGAUGCGAAUGAAUUCUCUUUAUACGCGUGAGCUGGGACUCCGCCAGUGGAAAGAGGCAUACGGAGCAAUUCACAAGGCCAAGACAUAUGGCCGUGAGGUCUUGCACAAGUCUGCAUUGCCAAAACUGAGAGAAGAUGGUGAGCAACUGCUAGCUGUGCUUCUUGACGACUGUCAAGGCAAGUUCCGAGAGGCAUGGCUGGCAAUGAACCGUUCUACCAGGGCCUGGGCCUGGCAACGGCUGGCUAUUUGGCUGCUGCAAAAUAACCCGGCAAUGGCCUUGGAGUUUUUACUCGUCACAACUGAGCCGCGAGAUAAGCCGGAUCUGACUAUGGUUGUCGAUUGCUUGGCGUACCUGGAGAGAUUCCACUAUGAAGAGCUCCGGGAUUGGCAAAAGGGUGCUCACACAUUCGAAUCGGUUGUUGCAACUUCCCUAGAUCCGAAGGACUGGCCAAUUAUCUCGCCACCACAAAGGGGUAUACGGUUCUAUAUUCGCCGAGCAGGCUUUUUAGGUGUCUACGAGAGUUUCCGUUUGAUGAACGAGCGAGGCAUUACGAUGGAAGCCCAAACAGCACUUUGCUACAUGUACCGAUUCACACAGCUGAAUGACGUCGAAUAUGCCCUCAGAGCUCUCGAAUUCAUUCCCAAAAUCAAUGACCCUGAGUUUUCCAUGGACUCUGAAGGAGUCCUACGACACUGUUGCAAGCUCCUGACCCUGGACACUGUGGAAGAUACCGCUGGAGGGCGCAACUUCCGGAUUCUUCCACGACUUCUCAAGAUGGGUGUCCAGCCAGACCGGGAUAUGAUGAAUCUGGUGCUCGCCAAUGCUUACAAAACCGGUGAUCCUCAAUUAGGAUCAGACAUGCUUCAGUUCAUGAAGAAUCACCAUCACGAAUUCGAUUCUUAUACAUACUUGACUCUCCUCACUGAUGCGGUAUCCCGAGGCGACCGCGGUCGUGUGGACGAGCUGGUGCGAGAAGUCGAGAUGCAAGAGGAACUACGCAACAACCCAUACAUUUUCAGCAAAAUUUUCCACGCCCAUUUUACUUUCACCGCCAAGCAUAUUGACCCGGAGAGCGAUCCCUCGGGAGUUUUCUACUCUAUGCUCGACAUGUAUAACAAAAUUCACGACAUCACACCGCUCAAAGAACUCCUUUUACUCCCUCCCCAAUAUACACCGCCACCAAAUGAAGGACUCGAAGUCAAAAUCCCGCCUUCUCCGGUAGCCCUGUUCCUCAUGAUCGCAACGUUCUUCCGCUGCAGGAAUCGGAUCUCACAAGUGCAUCACAUGUAUGACCGAUUCCGCGAGCUUGUGCAGCAGGGCCACCCAUCUAUUGCCCCCUUGAUCGAAACCGACCAUGUCUAUAAUGAAUUCCUCAUCGCCUUCCGCAAGAGCAGUCGUGGACUGCGGUCAAGCAUACGUCUGGUCGAAGACAUGCUUGACACAUCUGCCAUGCCAAAAGAGACUACCACUGGCAAGCCUCUCAAACACAUCUCGCCCACACCUCGCACUUGGACCAUCCUCCUCAGUGCCUUCAAUUACAAUCGCCAGCCCGAUGCAGCUGAAAAAGUCAAGGAGAUGAUGGCUAAGCACGACGUGGAGUACAAUCAGGUGACUUGGAACACCAUCAUCAACGGGUUCGCGAAUGCACAGGACAUCCCCGAAACCGCUAAUGCAAUCACGAGGAUGGAAAAGGAAGGUUUUGCCAUUGACCAUUACACGAUGAAGAGUUUGCGUUAUCUCCGCGACCCUGAACGCCUCUGGGUGGCGAUCGAGGAGAUGGAUGAAGGCCUUCGUUCGGAUGUAACCCAUAAGCUUCUCACCCUCGAGCCCGCGUCUGAUGUGCACAGUGAUCAGAAGAAGCGCGAUGACCUCAUUGACAGUGGCUUGGAGAAGUUGGAGUCAAAGCUGAAGCCUAAGAUGUAA